AUUUAGUAGCAGUGUUCUGUGGUUUUGGCUGCUUGUGCGUUUCGGGGAAGUGAGGAGCCUUUAAUUCAACAAAAAAAAUGGCCUGGCCCAGCUGAAGUUCCGCAUUGCGAAGAUUUUUGUAUUUUUAUUAAUUUUAAACAAUUCGAAAUUGCAAAUAUGAAUGGUGAAGGUGACGACGAGAGCUGGUUGUCGGGUUGGGAACAACAGUGUGCGGAUGCCAUAGAGGGCCAGCCUGAUCACGAUCGCUCCUUGUUAGAGGAAAGUGAUAAUUCGCAAAGACGUAUUUGGACCUGUUUCCAAGAUUCUGCGACGGCUGUAGCACAACUGUAUCGCGAUCGUUAUUCAGGAGAACCAGCUGCCAUAUGGUUGCAGUUUCAAACAGCUGCAGGGACAGUCACAUCAUUGUAUAGGGAUUCAUGCGAGAGUUUAAAAAAAACAAAUGAGCUAGCGAGACAGAGCGGCUACCAGAAACGUAACAAUGAACUGCUGCACUGGGCAAAAAGGAAACGAAGAUUAAUUAGAAGAGAGGAUUUGCUAGCAUAUUUAGCUGGUAAACCACCACCUCCAAGACAAAGUCACCACCACAGGUUGUCCCCAAGACCCCGUAACUUAUCACCUCCUCCCCACCACCAUCCCCUGGACAUUAACCGUGAACCGGGAACUCCUCACUUACCCGAUCCUAAUUUGCACAUGUUUCGGGAAGCUUUGGCUCUUACAACCACCCGUCAGAUAGCUCGUGGAGCCUCUACUCCAACAACGGGUUCUGAUUUGUGUGCCUUCAUUGCUGGCGAGAUGGCCAGGCACUGUGUCAAAAGACCAGCUUCUCCUCAUGAUGUGCCAAUGGGGAGUCCAACGCACCAGAAGCGGGCUCGAUAUAUGUGAAUUUUUCUAGCAUGGGUAUCUACACAUGGAGUGAAAAAAUCUUCUUUCAAAACCAUCGGAUGUUUUGGUAUUAAUAAAUUUAUUGAAAAAUAAGUUUUGCAUGGGAAAUAUUAUUUUUUUUAAGGAGAUAUCUGUUUUUGGGCUUCUUUUACUUUUACACUUUUCCAUUGGCUCUAGUGCCUUAAAAAAGCCUUUUAUAUACAUACUAAUGAAAAUAAAGCAACAUACAGGAUUUAAUUAUUCUUUAAUUAUGGCUGUAUUGAAGUUGUUUUUCAAGCACAUUUUGUUUUAUAGAAUUUAUCUUGCACCAGUAUUUCUCAGGACUUUCGUAGAGUUUGUCAUUCAAAAAUAUAUAUUUUUUUAAUCUGUUCCUUUUGAGACUUUAACAUUUUGGAACCUAGGUUUGAUAUUUGGCUUACUGUACCAGAAUGUUACUGGUUUUAAAUUAAUAUUAAAAUUAAUAUUACUGAUAUGCUCCUAUGUGUAGAAAUUUUAGUUAAUCAGCUUUAAUUGAUAUGUCUAUUUACUUCUAUCACCUACAUUAGAGGCCUUUGCUAGGUUUUAUUUUACCUUGAACUUUGUUGUUAUGAAAUUGUUUGUUGAUGAAUAGGUAUCUCCCAAAGGAAAGGUAAUAUAAGGAUGACAAACGUCGCUAUCAGACUUAACUUUUUCAACACUGAAUUGUAGAUGUUGAAGUUUUAUAGUCAUUGGGAACAAAUCACUAUGUGAUUUGUUUAGAAGUUGAGAAAGUUUUGUCAGGCGGUUAGAUUUGUGACUACAAGUAAAACAAGUAGUGCUUCUAUUUUUUUUAUACCUGGAAUAUAACCAAUAUUGAAGUCUUCCCGACAAAGUUCAUAGUUGAGACAACUUAGCAGUUCCAUAAAAUUUUUGUUGCUAGGUUCAGUAUGAAUCUCUUGACUAGUGUCACAAAUCAGAAUCGUGCGGCGCAUUCACUAAUAGAUUAUUUUUGUACAUUCAGUAAGUUUAAACCAGCCUGUAAAUAACUGUUUUUGUAUUAUAAAUCCUUAAUUGUUGAAGUUAUUUCUUUUGGAAAAAAUGCAACGGGAACGUUUUUCUGCUUCGUUUCAGGUUUAACAACUUAUUUAUUUGGUCCAGUUAGUUUCUGUUGCUAAUUUGUAAUAUCUUGUUCGGGUAGUUCAAUUUUGUACAAUAAGUUGUAUGUCUUUUGGCAGUAAAUAAAUAGUACAUUCUAGUCGUGCAUUUUUUUCU
This is a messenger RNA of Cylas formicarius (sweet potato weevil), 2112 nucleotides long. Its product is annotated as HUWE1-associated protein modifying stress responses. NCBI's taxonomy places the organism in Eukaryota, Metazoa, Arthropoda, Insecta, Coleoptera, Brentidae. The transcript has 4 exons. Bases 157 to 882 code for a protein of 241 amino acids. The record is from RefSeq and is a predicted model, not a curated record.